AUGACUUCCUUGCAGAUUGCGGAUGUUGAUCAUUCGCCACUAGUCAACGUCUGGAUCAACGAGACGUCUAUCGGCUACAACGAUGAAGGCUCCAAUCUUGGUUCUCUCUCCAAGCAAGGAUAUGCGCCGACGCGAGUCUUUGUAGAGAAAAAGAUGUCGAUGUGCUUCGCCAAUAAUGAUGUAGAUGAUCUUAGACUCAAAGCGACCCUUGAACGAGCCAGCGAACUGGCCUUGUUGUUGAAAGGGCCACGACGUUUUGGGUUCGCUACUAUGCCAUGCUUGGGUGUUACUACUGAUCUGAAUGACAAAAGUAUUGGACCAGCUGGCGAAAUGAAGCUGGUCUCUGAGCUUGCGGCAGCUGCGGACCCCGUUGCGCACUCCAAAUUGGUGUGA
Messenger RNA from Letharia lupina, 393 nucleotides. RefSeq lists its product as uncharacterized. The transcript is spliced from 2 exons. The record is from RefSeq and is a predicted model, not a curated record. The coding region runs from base 1 to 393 and encodes 130 amino acids. NCBI's taxonomy places the organism in Eukaryota, Fungi, Ascomycota, Lecanoromycetes, Lecanorales, Parmeliaceae.